AUCGCCGUCGUGUUCGUCAUCAUCUUCUACGUCGUCCCAGCCGCCCACGAGAUCGCCGAGGACGCGCCCACCGCCGCCGCCGCCGCGCCCACCGAGAGGACCAUCGUGUCCGUCUCCAGCACGGGCCCCGGAGCCAAGGUCGAGGUCAAGUCUUCCGAGUCGGAGGUCAGCGCCGCGCCCUCGUCCAGUCUGCCGCCGCUGCUGGACGUCCUGGGCCCUCACGCCACGCCCGCCGCGCCACCGCAGGCAGGCAGCUGCCGCCCGCAGCCUGGAGAUGUGCGGCGACCUCCCUACGCCCUCACCGCCCUCCCCAACUGGGCCAACGACAGGACGGACCACGAGCUGCACAACGCGUCCCUGCCGUUCUUUAGGGACGUCAUCGUGAGGUCCAGCUGCUCUCCUCGCGCCCGUGAAUACUCCUGCGCCAUCCUGGAGCCUCCCUGCGGUGCCAGCGGUGCCAUCCUGCCUCCUUGCCGGACCUUCUGUCGAUCUGUGGCUUCAACGUGCCAAGAAUUCGUGAUCAAAGGCUUCGGUUUAAGCGACGUCUUCAACUGCGAUAAAUUCCCCGACUCGACCGACCCCGCAGUGUGCUUCGACGCCACUCAAGCUCCUGUCGGCGACGCAGCAACAGCAGCAUCAGGCAACACCUUCCAGCAGCUCCCCACCCCAAGCGAACUGCCGGACGCUCGAACCGGCGGCCGGGAAUUGCCCCUCGAGGAUUACUCGACCCUCGACCGCCCCGAAGCCGCGCUAGAAGGACAGGCCCCCCCGGCAGAUGACUACCCUGUCUAUGACGAUUACUCUGUCACUGAGGACUACCCCGAAGGUCCUCAGGAUUACGUGACUGACUCCUUUGAUUACACGGAGGUCGUUGACAGUUCCGUGGCGACUCUCCCGCCCGUGGACGAGCUCGAGGGCCCUGUCGACGCUGCGAACGAGUCUCUGGCCGGCGCUGAAGACCCGUUCCAGCGCGACUUGGUCGACUUUAGCACGGAGUUUGCCCCCGUGGAAGCCUUCAUGCCGACGGAAGAGCCAGUCGCGUCAGAGGCCCAGGACUUUGUUGCCGAGGGAGACUUUCUGUCCACCGACGGUCCGGUUCUGAUCUGUGACCAUGAGAAGUUCCUGUGUCAGAACGGCUUUGACUGCGUGGACUUGGCGGCUGUAUGCGAUGGCCUUCCGCACUGUAGUGAUGGAUCUGAUGAGGCCAAUUGUACCAGCAUCGGACUCUCCUCGUCAACACCCUCUGCCUCAGCGACCCCAGAGGAACCCCGGACUUCCUUCCCUGGCGAAGACUUGGCAACUACUUUCCCCGAGGACGUGACGGAGGACGCCGUGACCGAAGGGGCAGUGGAGGAGACGACCUUCUUCACAGCGGCACCUGAAACCUGUCCCGAACUGGUGUGCUUGGACGGAACCUGCCUCGCCAUUUCCCAGCUGAAUGAUGGUGUCAAUGACUGUCCGGAUGGCACAGACGAGCAGAACUUUUCUGAGCUGAUUUCUUAAGGCGUAGGAGGGAAGUCUGUGUGCAUACCUUAUAAAUGUUUGUAUUCCAACAGUAAUUUCAGUUGCAGCUUCCAUUCAUAGAAAUACGAAAGGUAUAUAUGUUAUUUAAUUUGCAGCAGCUUCAAUGAAUUGUUGAUAAAUAUUUUACUUUUCCUAAUGUCGAGAAAAAAAAAUCAUUUUCUAUGGAAAUGUCAACUAUUUGGUACUUUUCUCUUAAUUGUUAAUACCGAUAUUCUGAGACCGCCAAAUUAUUCAAUAUUCCAGUCUGUCUGGUUGUUGCCACAGUCGUUGUGAAGCCAGUCCGUCCGUACCGGUCAUUAGUCAGUAAUUUUCUGUAUAUGUGAAUCUCCCUUUCAUUUUAACCUAUUUCAACACCCCAUUUUUUUAUUUUAAUCUAGAAUUAUUCUUUUGUAUAUAGUGUAAUUACUAAUUUUCUACUUGAUUUCUGGCAUUCUUCGAAGUAUGUUCUUAACAACCACAAGGUUUGUUACUUUCCAUUUAUUCCGUCCAAUUUAUUUUUAUGACCAGUUGAGCCAAUGGCAAGGGUCUUAUGAGGAGAGUUGUGAAAAAAAAACUUUUUUUAGGCUGUUCAGUACCUUUAAAAUAUUUAUUGCAUUUCUUAUUUAUAGUUUAUUUACAUCUCUAUGUUCUAUUGCAUUGAUUAUAGAUUCUGAAAGUAAGACUAUGUCCUUUUCACAAUGUCAAAAAAAUUAUUAUAAACUUAGAGAGAUCUGAGAUAAGAAUUCACAUCUCUGUACCUUCAGAGGGUCAUGCAUUGUGUAGCCUCUCUCUCAAGCAGCUUUCUAUAUACCUGGAAGUCCCUUGCUCAUGAGUUAAUGCACUGUCAGCUCUAUAAUGUGUUUGUGAAAAUGAAAAUUAUUGUCAGUGACUGUUGUGUGUGUGUGUGUCUGAAGAAUGUGCGUGAACUGAAUGUUUCAUUAGUGUUGUAUUUUAUUACCAAUUUUCCACAAAGUGAAUGUAGAUAUUUUGACAUGUUUAAUAGUCUCAAUCUUCCAUGCAAUCUGAAAGGUAGCUAUAUAUAUGAAUAUAUGUAUGGAUGUUUCUUUUAUUAAAUAAAAUGUUCCAUGAUCAAA
Molecule: messenger RNA, 2597 nt
Organism: Penaeus vannamei (Pacific white shrimp)
Lineage: Eukaryota; Metazoa; Arthropoda; Malacostraca; Decapoda; Penaeidae
Source: RefSeq, a predicted model, not a curated record